CCCCGCCUCCCUGCUGCUGGAGGAACGCCCUCAACUGCCCCGCCCUCAGCCGCGCUCAAACCGGGAGCCUCCGCGGAAAGGCCACGCUUCCCAUUGGCCGCGUCCUCCGCCACGUCCGGAUGAGUCCCGCCCCCGGCCCCCUCGCUGACUGUUCCCCUACGGCGGCCGGCGGUUGUCGAUAAAGUUAUUGUUGAGGCGGCAGGCGGCCCAAGAUGGCGGCGGCCGUGGGGUGGGCGGAGCGGAGGGCCCGCGGCGGAGAUGAGCCCCGGAGAGAGCGAGGGCCGGGCCGGGCCAGCGCAGAGAGGAGCGAGAGGCGGAGGAUAGAGCUGCUGGAGGAAGAGAUCCCCGUGGGGAACCAGGAGGAUGGCUUCACGGCGGAGCACCUGGCGGCAGAGGCCAUGGCAGCAGACAUGGACCCCUGGCUGGUCUUCGAUGCCCGCUGCACCCCACCCUGCGAGCUGGACCCCUGGCUGGCCACCUACCCUCCUUCCCAAGUCUCCCGCUACGGGGGCCCCAGUGACCCCAACCCCAAGCCUGUGGGCUGGAUCGCCGUCUAUGGGCCCGAUUUCUCCCCCGGAGCUGGGGAUGUCCAGGGACUCCAGGGGGCUUGGGAAGCCCUGCAGGCCAGCGGGCGGCCCAUCACACCUGCCGUCCUGCGGGAGCUAGCCCUCACCCACCAGGUCCUGACCGGCAAGUGGCUGAUGCACCUGAGCCCCGGCUUCAAGCUGGACCACGCAUGGGCCGGCAUCGCCCGGGCCGUGGUGGAGGGGAAGCUGCAGGUGGCCAAGGUGAGCCCCCGAGCCCAGGAAAAGGAGCGGCAGGUCAUCUGCGUCUACACCGAUGACUUCACAGACCAGGAGGGAGUGCUGAAGGCUGACUCGGCCAUCCGGGCCGCGGGGGUCAAGUGCCCGCUGACCUACAAGCCGGACGUCUACACCUACCUAGGAAUCUACCGGGCCAAUCGCUGGCACCUGUGCCCCACCCUCUACGAGAGCAGCUACCACCUCGAGAGCGACCCCCAUUGCUCCCGGGUCUUGGACCGCCUCAACAACAUGGCACUGACUUAGCUGGGAGCCUGGACAUGGGGCGGGCAGGGCGGAGACAAUCAUUCUGGCCGGGCCACUGGCCACCCGCCUCCUCGGCUUUGGGCACCGGCCUUGGGCACCGGCCUUGGGCCUCAGGAAGGGGGAAGGGCUGCCCCCUUGGCUGGCCUAGGCAGCUGGAAGCGGGCACGAUGCCACCCCCCACCCCAGUGUCGGCCCAGGUGAUGGAGGCAGAAGGGGACCCUCUCCCUUGGAGAGCCCCCGCUGAGCUCCUCCCCUGCUUUGAGCUGCCCCACCCCCACCCCUGGCUGCAGCAGCACAGAACCCUGUUAGCUCUGGGGAGAGCAGUGCAUCCUGGGAGUUGUAGUUCUGACUGCACCUGCCACUAGGAGGGGCACCCUGCUAGGCCCCCACCUCACCCCUCCCUCCUGGUUUACCAGUUUGUAGAUUUGGGUGGCAGCUGGUUGUAUCAGGUUUGAUGAGGACUGGUGUUAGAGGAGCUGCUGAGGUCGGAACUAGCCUAAGGACCAAGACCUGGGGAGCCUCUGCUGGCUCCCAUCACCUCCAAGCUCGGCCCGGCAUGAAAGCCCUUCACGACCCAGGCCCCUCCUUCCUUCCCAGCAUUCGGACACUUUAUUCCCUUCCUUGAACUCCACAACCUCCCAGUGCAGUGCACUGGCCUGGCUGCCCUUGCACAGGCGGCACCAUCUCCCGACUCCGGGCCUUUGUUCUGGCUGUGCCCUGUGCCUGGAAUGUUUUUCCUUUUCACCUCUGCCUCCUGCCUUCCCUGGCCCCCUUCAGGACUCUGCAGAAGGCCUUUCCCUUUACCCACUGUAUAUAUCUUGUGUCUACAUAGUUAUUGACAUGUUGUCUCUUCCAUUAGAAUGUGAGCCCUUUGAGGGAAGGGUCCCUAUUUUUUGCUUUCCUUUGUACCCAUAGCACUUAGCACAGUGCCUGGUGCCUCAUAAGCCCUGAAUAAAAGCUUGUCGACUGAC
This is a messenger RNA of Monodelphis domestica (gray short-tailed opossum), 2038 nucleotides long. It is a transcript of the gene C5H11orf68, whose product is annotated as chromosome 5 C11orf68 homolog. Lineage: Eukaryota; Metazoa; Chordata; Mammalia; Didelphimorphia; Didelphidae. The record is from RefSeq and is a predicted model, not a curated record.